AUGAGUAGCUAGAAAGGAAACUAAAAGUAUAUAUUUUGGUUCUUAUAAAGAUAGCCAUCUAUAAAUAAAUCUAUUAGAAAGAAGAGUAAAGACUCUGAUUCUAGUUCAUCUGAAAGAAGGUAUGGUAAAUUUUGGAAACCAAAUGAGGACACAUUGCUUCUUGAUUUAUAUAGGAAAUAUAAUGGAAACUGGCAAUAGAUUUCUGAUGAGAUGCCUGGAAGAAAUUUAAGUUAAUGUUAAUAGAGAUGGAAGAGAAUCAAUCCUAAUAAGGUAGUUUUAAAGGUUAUAGAAUAUUAGACGAAAUUACGUAAGUAAUGGACAGAUGAAGAGGACAAAAGAGUCAUAGAACUUGUAUUAUAAUAGGGUCGUAAUUGGAAGGUAAUCGAAGGGUUUAUGGAAGGACGUUCUAGUAAGUAAAUAAGAGAGAGAUUUUUAAACAAUUUGGACCCAGAGAUUAAUCGAUCAAAAUUCACAGUUCAAGAGGAUUAAAUAAUUUUAGAGUAAUAUAGAAUAUAUGGACCAAAAUGGAGUGAAAUUGCAAAAAUGUUAGAUAGAAGACCAGUAAUAAAAUGAUUAAAUUAAAUAGGAAAACUAAGUGAAGAAUAGAUUUUAUUCACAUAUAAAGAGAGUAAGUAUGUUGGAAGAAAAAUCAGAUGAUGAAAAUAGUGAUGUAGAUUCAUCUAAAUCUGAAUAGGCGCAUAUUCCUCCUCCAAUUUAAAUUUAUUAGCCUCUUGAAACAAUAUAAUCAAUAAAGGAGGAAAAUGAGAAUAUAAAAAAUGAUUCUUUUAAUAAUGUAUAGAAUUGCACUCCUUCAAAUAGAAUUUAACCUUCAAUUAAUUUGAUAUAAGGAUUGGAUUCUUUCGAUUCAAAAUAAUUUGAUGGAGUACACUCUUAAGAUAUAUCACCUUUUCAUUAAAGAAGAAUAUUGAAUGAAUAUAGUCCAAUCAAUUUUGAAUAUGAAAAUCAUCAUCCUAGUUUCGAUAAUGUAUAAGAGGAUGUUAAAGAGUUAAGAAGUUAGAUAGAAUGCAUAAGUUUAGAAAAAAUUAAUUGA
Paramecium sonneborni is the source of this 1051-nucleotide messenger RNA. NCBI's taxonomy places the organism in Eukaryota, Ciliophora, Oligohymenophorea, Peniculida, Parameciidae. The record is from the annotation of a GenBank genome assembly.